UCAUAAUCGCGAAGCGUGACAGGAAUGGUAGUUUCCGGGCUCGCCUGAAUAGCCGCAGAGACCGCCGGAAGCGAAGGUGCGGCAACGACAGGAAGCUCUGUGCACGCCGCCAUGGCCGUGGCUCGGGUCCCACUCUGGGCCAUCUGCAUGCUGCGGGUGACGCUGGCUACCGUUUAUUUCCAAGAAGAAUUUCUAGACGGAGAGCACUGGAGAAACCGAUGGGUGCAGUCCACCAAUGACUCCCGAUUUGGGCAUUUUAGAGUCUCGUCGGGGAAGUUUUAUGGUCAUAAAGAGAAAGAUAAAGGUCUGCAAACCACUCAAAAUGGCCGAUUCUAUGCCAUCUCUGCACGCUUCAAACCAUUCAGCAAUAAAGGGAAAACUCUGGUCAUUCAGUACACAGUAAAACAUGAGCAGAAGAUGGACUGUGGAGGAGGCUACAUUAAAGUCUUUCCUGCAGACAUUGACCAGAAGAACCUGAAUGAAAAAUCACAGUACUAUAUUAUGUUUGGUGAGUUUAGGUGGUACAAAUCUACCACUUCUGGUGACUUUGAAAACCCUCUCACUUCACAGGAUCUUUAGACUAGGCUUUGCUAACAUACUGAAGGUUAGUAGUAUUGAGUAUAUUGGAUCCAAGGUUUAUAGCACUGUUAAACCGAAUUAAUAUAAAAAGCAACUGUACCAGUCAGUUGUAUUCCUGAAAAGUUAUUUAUUCACCACAAGUGUAGCCUUCAUGCAGGCUAAGGAUUCCUUACCUGAAAUGUUUGGGACCAGUGUUUUGGAUUUUGGAAUUUUUGAGUAUUUGCAUUAUCCUUACUGGCUGAGCAUCGUUAAUCUGAAAAACCAGAAACCUGC
Sapajus apella (tufted capuchin) is the source of this 852-nucleotide messenger RNA. RefSeq names its product calreticulin 3 (gene CALR3). Gene Ontology annotation, biological process: protein folding. The transcript is spliced from 3 exons. Lineage: Eukaryota; Metazoa; Chordata; Mammalia; Primates; Cebidae. The record is from RefSeq and is a predicted model, not a curated record. Gene Ontology annotation, cellular component: endoplasmic reticulum membrane; endoplasmic reticulum. Gene Ontology annotation, molecular function: calcium ion binding. The coding region runs from base 112 to 579 and encodes 155 amino acids.